Molecule: messenger RNA, 1125 nt
Organism: Aspergillus versicolor CBS 583.65
Lineage: Eukaryota; Fungi; Ascomycota; Eurotiomycetes; Eurotiales; Aspergillaceae
Product: Zn(II)2Cys6 transcription factor domain-containing protein
Exons: 3
Coding region: 1-1125 (374 amino acids)
Biological process (GO): regulation of transcription by RNA polymerase II
Molecular function (GO): zinc ion binding; DNA-binding transcription activator activity, RNA polymerase II-specific
Source: RefSeq, a predicted model, not a curated record
AUGGUGCGUAGGCCACAUAAAAAGUCGAGAUUCGGCUGCACAGAAUGCAAACGCCGCCACAUGAAGUGCGACGAGAAACGGCCGAUAUGUGGGAAUUGCGUGGCCUCAGAGCGUCUAUGCGGCUACGCGGAAUUAACCGUACUUGCUAUGCAAUCGGGCAACACGAGAGCUGGCAAAAAAAGAGCACGCUCGCCGGCAUCAUCAUCCAUGCCCGACACACCACCGGAGCUCACUGCACUGGCACAGCCAGAUCCGCCGGUGAAUAUAUUACACGUGGAGCUCUUCCAUCAUCUCUCCACGCAGACAUUCCCAUCCAUCUCCGAGACCGGUAGUGGUCGCUCGCUCCCACUAGGGGAGAUAAUAGAAUUCGGCCUUGCAGCACCAUAUCUCCUCAACGAGCUCCUCGCACUCGCGGCCCUGCACCUGGGGAUCAUCCGCGCACCGCAAAAGGGCAAGAGCCCUUCUGUGCCGGCCUUCUGCUUCGCAUCAAUCCUCGGCGUCCACCUCCUCUGCGACACGCUCGUCUUCCGCGACGACGCAAACGAGACCUUCCUUGACUUCCUCGACCGUUUCAUCCACUACUUGCGCAUCCACCGCGGCGCACGCACCAUGAUCGCGGGGAACUGGGGGGCCCUGAAACAGACCUCGCUUGAGCCCGUUCUCAGCGGCAGCGAGGCGAGUCUGCGGACGAAAGACGAGGGCCGCGGGGAUGGAGACGCCGAUGUCUGCAACAGCCUGCUUGCGCGAAUUCGCGCCGCGAAACUCGGUGCCGCUACAACGGGCACGUACGAGGCCGCGAUUGAGUCGCUGCAGCACUCGCUGAAUCCGUCAGCGGCAGAGGGCGCGACGGCUAUUGAGAAGAUGCAUGGUGCUGUCGCGUGGCCGGUUAUGGUCUCGGCUGAGUACACGGAUAUGCUGGCGCAGCGGCGUCCGGAGGCUCUGGUUAUCUUGGCGCAUUAUGCGGUUAGUUUGCAUGCCUGUCGCGACAUGUGGGUUUUUGGCGACGGAGGCGAGUUUCUGAUACGGUCUAUUGACCGGUAUCUUGGGGUUGAAUGGGCUGAGUGGAUGGAGUGGCCGACGCGGGUGUCCGGGGUGUCAGAGCGUACGAAUCCGUUCUCUGCUUAA